UUACACUAUACUACUACUACUAAUUAGCGGUACCAUAAGUAGACCAUCUGGCCAUUCCAUACAUUGUCGUGUGGGUAGUGUUUGUGGAGACCCCCAAGGCUUGCUUGCUUGCUUGCUUGCUUGCUUAUUUGCUUGCCUGGCUUGGCUUCUAUACUCUAUCCUGCUUCGGAUUUCGGGCUCCGCCAGUUCUUCUUAUCCAGACGGAAAGAUUGCACCUUGCUGGGCUGAAUCGAACAUCCGCCUUGAUUGCCUUGUGCAUCACACGACUCGGCUCGGGCCAUGGCUUCAUACGAUGACGACCUCCAUCGGCAGCAGUAUCAUCCUUCGAACUCGAUCCCAGAUGCCGCCUAUCCAGAUGAUUCGCCAUUCCGGCUCCAGCUUCAAUCAACCUAUGUCGGCGGGGGGUUUCCGGCUGGUCCUUCGCAUCCCAUGCCCGGAUUUACGUCUCUGGGUCCUCACGUAGGGAACCAGCCUGGAUACCAGCCUCAGCAUCAAGUCCAGCCUCAGCAACAGGGAGCUUGGCAGCCCUAUGACAUCCCCAGCAGCCCUCCUCCUCCGUAUGACCCGAGUCAAGCUCCAAGCGCAUACCCGUAUCCACAGAACGAUGCAACAACCACUGCCGCUCAGACUAUACAUCCACACGCGCACGCCGACGUACACGCCCAAACCGGGGGGAUCGAGAUGAUGCCCUUGCAAACCGUACCGACGGCGACGGCGACAGCACCAACUCACAUGGCGCCUGUGGCACCCGGGGCAUCGACCUCGGCAUUGACCCAAGCGAGCCAUGCUGCGGAAGAUCCCUAUAAGCUAGAUGCAGCAGCUAUGGAGCGUAGACGUAAGCAGAGACGCCUCAGAAUUUGCAUCAUCGUCAUGGCUGUCGUAUUUUUCUUCUGUGGCGCGUUGAUCAUUGGUUUAGCCUUGGGGGUUGUCAAAGGAGCGCUCAACCACCCACCGCCUAACCACGGCAACAAUUCUUUCUAAGGCUAAAGAAGCGCUGGGGUUUCGUCUUUGCGUCGCCGUCGGGGCUGGGCAAAAUCGUUCAUUCCUUUUACGAUCGUUGCUUUCCUUUUCAUCACAUUUUCUCCUUUUCUUUCCCCUUCUCGUU
Trichoderma asperellum CBS 433.97 is the source of this 1105-nucleotide messenger RNA. NCBI's taxonomy places the organism in Eukaryota, Fungi, Ascomycota, Sordariomycetes, Hypocreales, Hypocreaceae. The record is from RefSeq and is a predicted model, not a curated record.